CUCUGUGCAGCGAGAGUGUCCGGGCGCCGCACAGGAUGGGCUCGGAGAAGGACGCCGAUGACCCCCUGCUGAGGCAGAUCGGGCGCAUCGGCAAAUGGCAGGCCAUCACCUUCGUCGUCCUCGCGCUGUUCGCCGCGCCGGUCGCCUGGCAGAUGCUGGUGGUGGUGUUUCAGUCGCCGUCCGGGGUCGAUCACUGGUGCAAACGACCGGCCGCCUUCGCCAACUGGAGCGUCGAACAGUGGCGCAACUACAGUACGCCGUACACGACUGACCAGGCCGGCGCGCUCCACUGGGACCGAUGUCACGUGUACGCGCUCGACUACAGCACGGCGCCGCAGGAGCCGGUCCGGCCGCCCAACGGCACCGAGACGGCGCCCUGUCCGCGGCUGUACCGCGUCCACGGCCGCUGGGAGUUCGACCACUCGUUCUACCAGUGGACCAUCCAGGAGCACUUUGGCCUGGUCUGCGAGUACGAGUACCUGCUAGCGCCCAUCAAGUCCUCCUACAUGGUGGGCGUCAUGCUGGGGGCCCUGCUCGGAGGCAUGGCCUCAGACAGGUUCGGCCGCCGCCCGGUCAUCCUGGCGCUGCUGGGCACCCUGCUGCCCCUCUCCCUCCUGGUGGCUCUCUCUCAGACGGUCAUGGUGUUCAUAGUGCUCAGGUUCCUGGUGGCCAUGGCCGUGGUGGCCGAGUACACCGCCAUCUUCGUCUACUGUAUGGAGAUGGUCAGCGGUCGCUGGAGGAUCAUUCUAGGCAUGCUCAUCCAGCUGCCGUUCUCGUUCGGCUUUAUGAGCCUGGCCGGGAUCGGGUACGCGCUGACAGAUUGGCAGCAUCUGCAGGUGGCCAUAAGCGCACCCAUCGUCGUCUUCUUCUUCUACUACUGGGCGGUGCCCGAGUCGCCCCGGUGGCUGCUGGCGGCCGGGAAGGUGGACAGGGCGACGGCGCUCAUCGAGUCCAUAGCCGAGAUCAACGGCAGAGAGUUCGACCCCGACAUUCAGCUGGUGCCACCCCACGAGGGACGGCGGCACGUCAGCGUCCUAGAGCUGCUCCGCUCGCCGGCCGUCCGCUACCGCACGCUCAACCUGUGGUUCAACUGGACGGCCAACGUGCUCGUCUACUAUGGGCUCAUCUUCUCGUUUGUGGACGUGGGCGACGACAUCUACCUGAGCACGGUGCUGGGUGGUCUGGUGGAGGUGCCCGCCUACCUGAUCGGCAUCGGCGUGUGCCUGCUGCUCGGCCGGCGACUGCCCAUCGCCGGCACCAUGCUGCUGGCCGGCGGCUGCCUGCUGGCCACCAUCGCCGUGCCCAGAGGGGUGUUUGCCCGCGACUGGCCGCUGCUGCUACUGACCCUGAUGGCCCGGUUCUGCAUCACGACCUCGUUCGGCGUGCUGUACGUGUUCUCGGCGGAGGUGUUCCCCACGGUGCUGCGUAACACAGGCGUCAGCUCCAGCUCCACGUGCGGCCGGAUCGGCGCCAUCGUGGCUCCGUUCGUGGCCGACAUGGCGAAGACGUACGUGCACCUGCCGGCCGUGGUGCUGGCCGUGGCCGCGCUGGCCGGGGGCCUGCUCAUCCUGGUCCUGCCAGAGACCACCGGUCACAAGCUGCCCGACACGCUCACAGAGGCCAAACAGCUCGGCAGUGACACCAAGAACGGAGCUGUGCCCGCGCGCCCGGUGCCUACCCUGAAGACCACCCCUCCGGCCGAGCAGUACAACAACGCCGCGUUUGAGGGUGACGGGGAGACUGGCGGACGGGACGGAGCGAAAUGAAGGUAGAAAUAAAGCGGACUGAAGAUACGGAUGGAGUGGAAUGCGUUUGGACUGGAGCGGAAUGGGAGCGGACUGAGGCCCAGCCAGAGCGGACUGAGGCGGUAAGGAGAGGGAUGAAAAUGAAACAGCGCUACGUCGCCGAGACAAAGCCGGUUGAGACUGAGAAGGAGCGGACUGAGAGCAGAAUGGUCGCACCGAGAGCGGACCGAGAGCGGACUGAGAGCGGAACGGAGCGGACUGUGAGCGGAAUGGAGCGGACUGAGAGCGGAAAGGAGCGGACUGAAGCGGACUGAGAUCGGGAUGGAGCGGAAUGGAGCGGACUGAGAUCGGAACGGUUCGGACCGAGAGCGGACUGAGAUCGGGCUGGAACGGACUGAGAGCGGACUAAGAUCGGGAUGGAGCGGACUGAGGCCUUGACGGAACAUUCAACAUACUGAGGCCGAGUUGUAGAGAAAUAAGGACGGAAUAAAGCGAGCCGUUGUCGGUCGGUAACCGACAGGCGCCACUGUGAAAACUGAUAGCUGUGCACUGGGGAGGAAGCAGCGAGGUUUUAUGACGAAAUGCCUUUCUUACGAAGGCAGUUUUAGUAAAGUGUGAUGAGUGAAGUGUUUGAUCUGAUUAUAUUUUAGGGCCUUGGAUCUGAUCCGUGCAGAUCUAGCUGCAUCCGAUCAACAAAGCUUAGACUCUAGCGGGGAGCGAGCCGAGUGUUGUAUGUUACGUGGUACGGUGGAAUCCGCCUAAUAAAUCCACCUUGGUGACAAGGUGUUUUGGAUUUAUUAAGCGGUGGCUUUAUUAACCGGUGCACAGUAGGCGAUUUCGCUAUCCUAGCACUUCAUGAGUUAUAUCUUAAGUUAGACUCAAAACCAGUCAUCUUUAAACCCCUUAUUUUGUGCCUAGUUUUAUUGCGCUUCAACUGAUAUAAGUAUUUGCAUCAGAAGUAGUCGGGUUUUCUUUGCAACGUGCAAGAGAGCGAGCAAUGCCUUUUCCCCAUAGGCUUAACACAGGACAGAAGAGGCCUAGCAAAAACAUAUACAGUGUUGUCUUUGUUAUGACUUACUUCUCAACUAUAGUUCAUUUUUUUUUCAAAACCGGUUUGGCUCCAAGUACGUUCUUCGACUAAGCACGCGUUUUAGCCAGCGAAACGGCCAAAAACUGAACUUGAGAAAAUCGAACGUCGCCUUAUUUUAACAUGUGAAUCAUUCCCGAUAAAUUCCAUACGUGCUUUUUAGAACUAGACAUUAGAACAGUGGUGAUGUCAUGCUGUGAAACUUUCAUUGCAAUGUAAUGUAUACCUACCAUAAACAGAACCGUUUA
Amphibalanus amphitrite is the source of this 3080-nucleotide messenger RNA. RefSeq names its product organic cation transporter protein-like. The transcript has 12 exons. Gene Ontology annotation, biological process: transmembrane transport. Gene Ontology annotation, molecular function: transmembrane transporter activity. The record is from RefSeq and is a predicted model, not a curated record. The coding region runs from base 36 to 1766 and encodes 576 amino acids. Gene Ontology annotation, cellular component: membrane. Lineage: Eukaryota; Metazoa; Arthropoda; Thecostraca; Balanomorpha; Balanidae.